Molecule: messenger RNA, 1615 nt
Organism: Punctularia strigosozonata HHB-11173 SS5
Lineage: Eukaryota; Fungi; Basidiomycota; Agaricomycetes; Corticiales; Punctulariaceae
Product: isocitrate dehydrogenase
Exons: 10
Coding region: 218-1480 (420 amino acids)
Biological process (GO): isocitrate metabolic process
Cellular component (GO): mitochondrion
Molecular function (GO): NAD binding; magnesium ion binding; isocitrate dehydrogenase (NADP+) activity
Source: RefSeq, a predicted model, not a curated record
CGGGAUUGACGCGGUCCGGCGGCUGGCUUCGUUCGUUGGGACUCAUAUACGCUACUACCCAGCGCUUGGUCGACAUUCACCGCACUGGUUCUUCGACAGUCAUACCUUGCUUGGGAGAACACGGAUGCUCCGUACUAUUGCUACUCGCCUUCCGCUUCAGCGGGCAUCCGCGUUGCGUUCACAUGUCUGGCGUCCGGCGAGAGGAUUUGCCACGAGCAUGGCUACAAGGUCGGAUAACAAGAUCGUCGUUGCUAACCCGGUGGUGGAGCUGGACGGCGAUGAGAUGACGAGGAUCAUCUGGAAGAAGAUCCGAGAAGAGCUCAUCCUCCCUUUCCUCAAGUUAGACAUCAAGUAUUACGACCUUGGUCUAGAAUACCGUGAUCAGACAGAUGAUCAGGUUACUGUAGAGGCGGCCGAGGCUAUCCUCAAGUACAGCGUGGGGAUUAAAUGCGCUACCAUCACACCCGACGAAGCGCGCGUGAAGGAGUUCAAUCUUAAGCACAUGUGGAAAAGCCCGAACGGCACCAUCCGAAACAUCCUUGGAGGAACCGUUUUCCGCGAGCCCAUCAUAUUGGAGCGCAUACCAAAACCCAUUCCUGGCUGGGUGAAGCCAAUCGUUAUAGGGCGCCAUGCAUUCGGGGACCAGUAUCGGUCAACUGACUUCAUCGCGCCCGGUCCUGGCAAGCUCCAGCUCGUGUUCACACCACAAGACGGGUCCGCACCCACUACCCUCGAUGUGUACGAUUUCAAGGGCAAAGGGGUGGCUAUGAGCAUGUACAACACAGAUGACUCGAUCACCGGUUUUGCGCACUCGAGCUUCAAGAUGGCUCUUGCCAAAGGCAUGCCACUCUUCAUGUCCACCAAGAACACCAUCCUGAAGAAAUAUGAUGGUCGAUUCAAGGACAUCUUCCAGGACAUCUACGAAUCUGAGUACAAGACCCAGUUCGAGCAGAAGGGCCUUUAUUAUGAACAUCGUCUCAUCGAUGAUAUGGUGGCCCAGGCCAUCAAGAGCUCAGGAGGCUUCGUGUGGGCCUGCAAGAAUUACGAUGGCGAUGUGCAGUCCGAUAUUCUAGCCCAAGGCUUCGGCAGUCUCGGUAUGAUGACGAGCGAACUCAUCACCCCUGAUGGUAACGUCAUCGAGAGUGAAGCUGCUCACGGGACUGUCACGCGUCAUUAUCGUGAGUAUCAGAAAGGAAACGAAACUUCGACCAACCCUGUAGCAUCCAUCUUCGCCUGGACGCGAGGCCUGCUUCACCGGGCGAAGCUUGACGGGAACGAUGCCCUUAGGGAUUUCUGUCACGAUUUGGAGGCUGCCUGUAUAGAGGUGAUUGAUCAAGAUGGAAUCAUGACCAAGGAUCUCGCGCUGGCCAUCCACGGUAAGAACAUGAAGCGCGAACACUGGGUUGUCACGAACGUGUAUAUGGAUGCUGUUACCGACAAACUGAAGAGCAAGCUGGCUGCUAGGAGUGCAAAACUCUGACUCGAGGUCUCAGCAUGAUACAAUUGUGUCGUAAUUGCAACAGAAGGUGCAUCGCAGUGGAACACUUUGUCGACUAUAAGUAUAUAGCCAUCUCGCACUGGUGUUUUGUCCAUCGAGCUACCGAUGAUCUCGCCG